This is a messenger RNA of Glycine soja, 1625 nucleotides long. Its product is annotated as heat shock factor protein HSF24-like. Gene Ontology annotation, molecular function: RNA polymerase II cis-regulatory region sequence-specific DNA binding; DNA-binding transcription factor activity. The transcript is spliced from 2 exons. Gene Ontology annotation, biological process: regulation of transcription by RNA polymerase II. NCBI's taxonomy places the organism in Eukaryota, Viridiplantae, Streptophyta, Magnoliopsida, Fabales, Fabaceae. The coding region runs from base 494 to 1342 and encodes 282 amino acids. Gene Ontology annotation, cellular component: nucleus. The record is from RefSeq and is a predicted model, not a curated record.
UAAGUGCCUGCCUCUCUAAAUUUCUAGAACCCACGUCACCUUUUGGGGGGGGUUUCCUUCCUUUGCUUUUAUUAUUUUCCUUCCCUAUAAUAAUAUAUAAGAGUCCUUUGCAAGAAUCCAGAACCAUACUCUAUCACCCUCUAUUCACUUCUCUCUCUCAAAACAAGUUAUGGUAGUAUUUGUCAUUCAUUUCACAAAACCGGUUCACCUUUGGACCCAUGGCUUCUAAAACCCCUACCUUAUUCCACUCUCGUUUCUUCCUCUUCGGCUUCUAUUGCUGGGACUGGGAAUUUCUCACCGCUCUCCUCCUCUUUAGUUCUUCUUCCUAAUUAAUUAAAUUACAUACACCUUUUCUUUUUUUUUUUUUUACCUAAAUUUCUCAUUACUACAACAUCAACAAAAGAGGCAUAGGUUUUUUUUUUCUUUUCUUCUUUUAUUAAAAUAAUAAUAGUUUCUGUGAGGUAGGUGGAGGGUAGAUCGGGAAGAAAAAAAAAUGUCACAGCAGCAGCGUUCGACGCCGGCGCCGUUCUUGACGAAGACGUAUCUGCUGGUGGAUGACCCCGCCACCGACGACGUCGUUUCGUGGAGCGAAGGUGGCAAUACCUUCGUCGUUUGGAAACACGCCGAUUUCGCUAAGGACUUGCUUCCGAAGUACUUCAAGCAUAAUAAUUUCUCCAGCUUCGUUCGCCAACUCAACACCUAUGGAUUCCGAAAAACUGUUCCCGACAAAUGGGAAUUUGCCAAUGAGUAUUUCAAGCGAGGACAGACGGAUCUUCUCGCCGAGAUCAGGCGGCGGAAGGUGGUGUCUCCGGUGACCGGAAAAUCUACCGGCGGUGGCGUUAACAUCUCGGCGUCCCACUCCGGCGGCGACGACAUGGGGUCGACAUCGACGGGAUCGAUGGAGGCGGCAACGGCGGCGGGCGCUGAUAUAUCGGGCGAGAACGAGAAAUUGAAGAAGGACAACGAGAAAUUGAGCGGCGAGUUAGCGCUGGCGAAGAAACAAUGCGAGGAGUUGGUGGCGUUUCUUAGAGACUCGCUGAACGUGAGCCCCGAUGUGAUAGAGCGCAUCAUUCGGCAAGGAACGUGUGUGUCCAGCAACAAUGAUGCGGUGCGUUUUGAUGCUAUUAUUAAUAAUGAUCUUGAUGACGACGAAAAUGCGGUAGGUGAGUGUGAACCACAACAACCACCACCCAAAGGUGACAAUGGAGAAAGUUUGAAACUAUUUGGGGUUUGGUUGAAGGGUCAAAAUGGGAAAGAGAAUUCAAUUGGUAAAUGCCGCAAGAGAGGGCGCCAAGACUACCCUAUUGCUGCCACUGCCAAGGAAUUGAAGACCCUAGUCUAGUACAACAUAUCAUAUUCUUGUUAAUUAAUUACCUUUUAAGAAACAACUAUUGUAGCCAGAUCUAGAACACAAAGAAAAAUACUCUCUUAGUCAUCAUGGAAAAUGUAUGGCUCUUUCAUGGUAUUUCGUUGUUUGGUUUGAUGGUGCAAGGGACCUAAUAAAGGAUACUAAUGAUGAUGAUUAAGAUUAUGUUUAUAGACAUUAAUUUGUAUGAUUGGAAAUAAAUGUGUCUUGUUUAAGGAAUUUGACAUUGACGGUCUCAUUAUUACGUGGGACAGAGCUA